Molecule: messenger RNA, 312 nt
Organism: Staurois parvus
Lineage: Eukaryota; Metazoa; Chordata; Amphibia; Anura; Ranidae
Source: the annotation of a GenBank genome assembly
UUGGUCCGGCGGCUUCUGGGAUCUGUCAUGUGUCCCAGGUACCGCCUUACCAUUCACAAAGAGCACUGCUUCUUGCGCAUGCGCACUUGGGACCCGGCUGUCACGCACACUACAGAAGCCGGGAAGACAGCGCGCCGCUGGAUAGAGGGACAGGUACGGUCCCACUGCAGAGCUGAGCGGCCGGCCCGGGAUUCUGACACGGCGGCGUAUGUCCACAGUCUCUGGUCAUCUCCUGUACUAUGUCUGCAGUCUCUGGUCAUCUCCUGUACUAUGUCCGCAGUCUCUGGUCAUCUCCUGUACUAUGUCUGCAGU